Molecule: messenger RNA, 1867 nt
Organism: Chenopodium quinoa (quinoa)
Lineage: Eukaryota; Viridiplantae; Streptophyta; Magnoliopsida; Caryophyllales; Amaranthaceae
Product: glycylpeptide N-tetradecanoyltransferase 1-like
Exons: 2
Coding region: 179-1477 (432 amino acids)
Biological process (GO): N-terminal peptidyl-glycine N-myristoylation
Cellular component (GO): cytoplasm
Molecular function (GO): glycylpeptide N-tetradecanoyltransferase activity
Source: RefSeq, a predicted model, not a curated record
AAAAGAAAGAGAGAGAGGAAGGAAAAAAAGUACUCAAGAAAAGAAAAGGUAGAAACUUGGAUAGUUCAAUAUUCUCGUCUUCAUAAGGCACCAACGAGACCCCAUCUCACUCUAUUUCUCACUCUCUCUCGCCACUGCAAUCACUUGCUCCAGCCAUUGACUGAGGAAUUUGGUCAUUAUGGGAGAUAAUAAUUCACCAACGAGUGAGAAAAGAGACCCAGAACCUGAUGAAAACCCCGAAAGCAAGAUGGGUGAAAAUAGCAUUGAGGCGAUAACUAGGAGGGUUCAAGAGUCCCUUGCUAUCGAAAACCGGCACAAGUUUUGGGAAACACAGCCUGUUGGGCAAUUCAAGGACAUUGGAGAUUCGAGCUUGCCCGAAGGACCCAUUGAGCAGCCUACUGCAGUGUCUGAAGUCAAGCAGGAGCCCUAUAAGUUGCCUGCGGAUUAUGAGUGGAUUACAUGUGACUUGGAAACUGAUGAUAUGUGCAGCCAGGUCUACAACCUUUUGACUAACAACUAUGUAGAGGAUGAUGAAAACAUGUUUAGGUUCAACUAUUCUAAGGAGUUCCUUCAGUGGGCCCUUCGACCACCUGGUCACUUCAAGAGCUGGCAUAUUGGUGUGCGAGCAAUGAAGUCAAAAAAGCUGGUUGCUUUCAUUACGGGUGUUCCAGCUAGGAUACGGGUUCGUGAUGAAGUUGUUCCAAUGGCUGAGGUUAACUUCCUGUGUGUGCAUAAGAGGCUGAGGUCGAAAAGGCUUGCACCUGUUAUGAUCAAGGAGGUGACUAGAAGGGUUCAUCUGGAAAAUAUAUGGCAAGCUGCUUAUACUGCUGGUGUUGUUAUUCCAACACCCAUAGCGACCUGUCAAUAUUGGCAUAGGUCUCUUAACCCAAAGAAGCUGAUUGAUGUUGGAUUUUCUAGGCUUGGCCCGAGAAUGACAAUGAGCCGCACCAUAAGGCUUUAUAAGCUACCCGAUUCAACAGUUACACCUGGUUUCAGGAAGAUGGAGCUUCGUGAUGUUCCUGCUGUUACCCGGCUUUUGAUGGGUUAUUUGAGCCAGUUCGUUGUGGCUACUGACUUUGAUGAAGAUGAUGUUGAGCAUUGGCUUCUUCCCAAAGAAAAUGUAGUUGAUGGUUAUGUUGUUGAAAGUCCCUUGACUCAUGAGAUCACUGAUUUCUGCAGCUUUUACACUCUCCCUUCUACUAUUCUUGGCAACCCAAAUUACUCAACUCUGAAGGCUGCCUACUCUUACUACAACGUGGCUACAAAAACCCCGCUGCUUCAGUUGAUGAAUGAUGCUCUUAUCAUUGCAAAGUCGAAGGACUAUGAUGUUUUUAAUGCCCUGGAUGUUAUGGAGAAUGAAUCAUUUCUCAAGGAGCUGAAAUUUGGGCCGGGAGAUGGAAAGCUUCAUUACUAUCUGUACAACUAUCGCUUAAGGCAACCUAUAAAGCCUUCAGAACUUGGGCUUGUACUCUUGUAGGUUAUGUUUCCUGGCAAUAAUUGAGUGGACUUUCAAGAUAUCCUUGGUAAGACCUCAUUUUGCUGAGUUAUUGGGACUAGAGAUUUUUGAAAUUCAUUAUUGUCUCUUCAUGUUUGAUACUCUAUUUAAAUUUUGUUUCUGUUUACUGAUUGAAAUUAUGGGCAACUUGUUAAAUGCUGUAGUUAAAGGCAUUAAGCGUGUCUUCUAUUGCUUUCAAGUAUUGCAACUACUACUUGUUUGCCACUUAGAAAAGGUCUAGCCCAUCAGUUUGAUUUACUUUAUGAUGGCUGGUGCCUGCAUUUUGUCAUGUAUAUGCAUAGCACAGUGGAUGGCUGCAUCCUGUCAAUGCUACUCCCAAUAGAUGAAUUUUGUUCUUGCCUUUUGUUAUUA